Messenger RNA from Paramuricea clavata, 4221 nucleotides. Lineage: Eukaryota; Metazoa; Cnidaria; Anthozoa; Malacalcyonacea; Plexauridae. The record is from the annotation of a GenBank genome assembly.
AAAACAAUAUGGCGGCUUGCAAAGGAGUUAUCGGUCGAAUAAUCACGAAACAUUUUACAAAUUUAAGAGUUUCUCCUUGGCUUUUGCGAAAAAAUAGACCAGCUUUUGUUUUAAAGGUAUCUUAUUGCUCUAAAUUUAUGAAUUCGGCAUUCUUUUCAUGAUAUCCAAUAGAUUUAUUUUGUAAUUUUAGUGCCAACCUCAAGCAGCACAUUUUACUUCGUCUACAAGAACAACUGCUCGAAUAAACUGUGAAAUAUCAAGAUCAUACGAACAAUACAAGAAAUACAGCAGUACUUUAUAUAACUAUGAAAGACAUUACUGUACAAAUAAAAUUAGGUACGCAAAAUUCCCAAAUUAAAGUAAUCUAUUAAUAAACAGUCGUUUGAUAAUAAACAGUCGUUUGAAGUUCUGAACGUCUAUGACCAGAAAUAACGGACAUGAUUAUUAUAAUUCCUUACUAAUUCGUAUAUCAUCGAGCAUAACCUUUGAAAUAUGGCUUCUGUAGCACAUUAUAUUACGCGAUGCUGUAAAUCUUAAAAUCAGAAGAUGAGGUAGGUCAUUUGCUGGUAGCAGAACAAAGUUUGUUGAAAUAUUUAAUGUAAUGUUUGCCUGGUGUAAGUUACUGUCUAUUCUGCAUUUUCGUUUGUUCAUAGUGGCAGUAGUGUGGUAUUCUCAUAAAGAAUUAAAUAGACAAAUUUCGUAAAAACUAACCUCUGUACAAAUAUUGAAAAUGCAGAAUUUAGGCAGUAACUGAAAUCAGGCCAACAUUUCACUAAAUGCUUCGACAGACUUUGUUUGGCAGCCAGUGAUUGAGGCAAGCUGCAAACGACCUACUUUAUUCUCAGAUUUUGCGAUCAACAACGUCGCGUUGUAUAAUUCACUGUUGAAGCCAUAUUGAAGCCACGCAGGCUUGCACAUUUAUUAGAUAGGUUCAACGGUUAGCUAGUGUAAGGAUUUAUAGAGUCAGCAUUCAUAAACAGCGAGGGCUAUACUCUGUGAUAGGCUAGUUAGUUUUGGGCAUUACUAUAAUUCUUAACCAACAUAUUUAAUAUAUUCUAGGGAACUAGAUGAGAUAACAUUUCACACGAUCUCAGAUGAAACGCUAAAUGUUCUAAUGGAAUAUUUUGAAGAGCUGGGGGACCUUGGCUAUUUUGAUCAGGAUUAUGAUAUUGAAUAUUCUGUAAGCAUAGUGAAAAAUGUUCAUUUGUAGUUGAUAUAUUACAGAUUCUAUUGAGUGGAUUUCUCAACAGGCUAUUAUCCAAUUCAGAAGGGAUCCGAGGUACCCAUGAUUUAACGUCCUUAUCCGAGAAGACGCGAAAGUCUAACCAUUUACUGAUGUCAAUGUAAAGGUAGCUCUUUCUCCCCAAUUAUUUACCUUAAGUAAAGGUCCGACCAAGGAUUGAACCCGACUCUCCCAACCACGACACUACAUUCACACGACUCCUAUCAUUCUAUGUUCAGUGAUUCUAUAUUGGUGUUGAUGAUUGUAUACCUAUGCAAUGCAUGUUACGAAGCCAAUUUUUUGGAGUUUAAUAUUUGUUUUCAGAACCAUCCAUAAAGAUAUGAAAAAGAUUGAUAUUUAUUCUGACACUACAGAGUAAAACGAAAAUGUUUUUAGGCAACGAAGUCAGAAUAAAUAUGAAACUGGUUUUUAUAAAUAUGCCGAAGGGGGGAAAAAAGAGUCCUACUGGGGGGUUUCUGGCAGUGAUCAUGGUGUUUAUUCGUAUGCUCUUGAUUAAACAUUUACCUAUAGUCUCAUUUUCUCUGUAUAGGAUGGUGUUUUGACAAUAAGAUUAGGAGGUAUUGUGAUUGUAAAUUGUAAUAGAAAAUAUCUCACAAUCAUAUUCAUAAUUAGAGUUUGAGACUGAGGCUAGUUAACACUAUACGGGAUAGAUUUCCAUUGCGGCGCGAAAAAUCACCUAUCCGAUACGGACUGUACAACUUUCGGAAGCUGAGCGAAACAACAUCUCUCCGUUGCAAUAAUUCCUAUGAAAAUAGCGUUCCUAAAAGGUAAGGAUAGGUGUUUUUUCACGUCGCUACGGAAAGCUAUCCGCUACAGUAUAAACGUAUAGCCUAUUGGAGUGUUCAGCUCACGUUUAGAUUACAAGUGCUCGUAGGAAGCUGUGAAUUGCAAAGAUUCUUACUGCCAUUAUUAUAUUUAGAAAAUCAUGGAACUUAUGUCAUAAACAAACAAACUCCAAACAAACAGAUAUGGCUGUCAUCUCCAACGAGGUACAGUAUAGAGCUUGCUACCUUAAACCAUUAACAUCCAAUCCUGUUCCCCUAUAAACAGGUCAAAUUCUGUCAUAGAUUAAUAUUUGAUAAGAAACAUAGGAAUCUGGUUAAUUCACACUCUUAACACAUCCCCUUCGAGGAUUCACGAGCAAAAUCAUCUGGCCGGACCCAACGUUAUUGACACAAAACUAUCUACUUUCAAGUAAUGACAGUUUUAUUCAGGGGGAUCUAGCCUCACCUGCAAGGAGGGGUGCAGGUUUUCCAUGGGGCGGUGCAUGAGGGAGCCUUGCUGCCCACUCUCCUCUGCAGUCUGCAACACUACUAUCCAAACAUUACCAUUAUUUGAGAUGGCUGAAUCUGCAUGCUUGCCGUUCUGUUACGCUUUACAUUAUCUUUUGUUUUUAAAGUUUAUAUCGGAUUUUUAUCACGUAUGCGUGACUGGACAGUUGCUGUAUCACAUUGCAGUAAAUUUGUUUGUUAAAGUACAGCAUAUUUGAAAUUAUGGCUGUAUAGCAACCUCGACAUAUUCACAUAUGUAACCAUGAUAUUUAACUAAAGCAUUCUGAGUAUUUUCUCGUGAGCUCACAAAUCAAUUAAAUCGUUUCAAAAAAUCGACACACGCUGACAGUAGAAGUUCCCUAAUCGCUAUUCAAAAAGCAGAAAAUGUAUGGUCAAGCAGAUGUGUUUAUGCUGGUGCUGGACUUCUCCUAGGGGAGUUCUAGACACCACUAUAGGUGGGGUGCCCACCCCCAGGUGGGGUGCCCAUCCCUCUGAACCCCUACGGUAGAUCCCCCUGGUCUGAUUUGAAAUUUGUUAAAUUUUAUGUCCUUUAUUUCUAGUGGUCCGAAAAGAUACGACUUCACAGAAUCUAGUUGUUGGAUCUAUCGUCAUAAUGGAGUUUCGUUACAUAAACUUUUAUCAGAUGAAAUUAGUGACGUUACUGGACGAUCUGUUUCAUUUACUGACUUACAACACGGAGGUGGAACAAGCUCCUAGCUAAAUGACUUCGCAUGUUUUAUACAGUAUAUUUACCUUAAUUUGAUAUACAAACAUUCUAUAUUACUAAAUACAAGAAGCGUAAAACAAUAAAGUAUUUGACCAGAUCAGUACGUGAUAAAAUAAUUAAUGAAAUCUGGUUUUCAUUACUGCACGUAAAAACUCACAAGUCACAACUUGUCAACAAGAUUUUUUUUUUUUCUGUGUUGGUGUAGUGUACUCAGGUGAAUAUGAUGUUUGUGGUGUUACUCUGAGUGUAUAUCCACACCGGGCGAGCUUGAAAAAUAUGCCCGGCCACGGUGGGAUUCGAACCUACGUCCUUUGGAAAACUAGCGCUAGCCCACAGAAAGAAAAAAAAUUCAUAUUACUAGAAUACAUUGGUAUCGAAGGAACUAGAUUCUGUUCCGAAAUAUCACUUACUCGAACCGUCCUGACCACGUAGCUCAGUUGGAAGAGCAUUGGGAUAGUUUUCCAAAGGUCGUAGGUUCGAAUCCCACCGUGGCCGGGCAUAUUUUUCAAGCUCGCCCGGUGUGGAUAUACACUCAGAGUAACACCACAAAUAUAAUUGUCAACAAGAUGUUUCGCAACAGGCUUGUAGCAAGCUUGUCAACAAGUUGUAACAAUGCUGUUAUAUUAUCAAGUUGCUACAAGGCUGUCAUUUACAACUCGUUGACAAAUUGUUGAAUUGCAGGACGAUAACAAGUUGUUGGAACAACUUGUAACAAGUCUGUUGAGCUCAACAACCUUGUAGCAAGUUGUCAACGGCUCCGUUGACAACUUGUCAACAAGCUGGGAACAAGCAGUGCGAACACAUCCUGUUGACAAGUUGUUGGAACAGCAUUGCUACAAGUCUGCUGCAGGUUUGUUACAACUUGUGCGUUUCUGUAGAGAAUUCGAUGCUAAAACGUUUCGGAUUCUACAUAUCUGUGGCAAAUCGGAAAAUAUAGUCGGUAAAAUGAAAGAAUUCUUAAAAUCGCAAAUAAAAUUUCC